AUGGCUCGUUUAGUAAGGAAGAGAGGAGAAACCGAGCCCAAUGGGCCUUCUGUGAAGAGAGCAAAGUCUGCUGCAUCAACCUUAGCUUCAAGACGGGCUUCUAGACUACCUUCCAUCAACGAAUUCCCCAAAGCUAAGACUGAAAAGUUAGAUCUAUUCGUUUUUGGUACAGGCUCGAUGUCUGAACUGGGGUUAGGCCCAGCAGCAAGCACAAAAGAGGUCAAGCGACCCAGAUUGAAUCCACUUUUGAAGAAAGACGAAGUCGGAAUUGUUGACUUUGCAGUAGGUGGAAUGCACACUCUAGCUUUAGAUUAUAAGAACCAGGUCUGGUCCUGGGGAGGAAACGACAGCGGAGUACUGGGAAGGGACACCAGCCAAGCACAGGAACAACUAAGAGACAUGGACGAUGAAGACGAUGAUGAUGAAGAUGGUGAUUUGAACGAAUUAGAAUCCACUCCAGGCUUGGUUGAAGGAUUGCCAGACAAUCAGAUUGUUCAAUUGAUUGCCACUGAUAACCUGAGCGGUGUUCUAUUGGAAAAUGGUGAAGUAUGGGCCUGGGGUACGUUUAGAUGUAAUGAAGGAUUACUGGGAUUUUUAGACAGUGAAGGAAUACAGAAAACUCCAAGACACAUUCCAGGAUUUGUUAAUAUCGUCCAAGUAGCUUCGGGAAAGGAUCACAUCAUUGGGUUGGACAACAAAGGUAUUCCUUAUGCUUGGGGAAACGGCCAGCAAUUUCAAUUAGGGCGCCGAAUCCUAGAAAGAACUAGAUUGCAAUCAUUGGAGCCAAGAGAGUUCGGGCUACGGAAGAUCAAGUUUGUAGGAUCCGGAGAAUUUCACUCUUUUGCUAUUUCCGAAAAUGGCAAAGUUUACGCCUGGGGAUUGAACCAAUUUGGACAAUGUGGCGUUCCAAUUAACAUUGAAGAUGGUGCUGUCAUAGCAAAACCAACUGAAAUUGAAGAAUUGACUGGAAAGGAUGUUGUCUAUAUUACUGGAGGUGAGCAUCACUCUUUAGCAUUAACAAAAUCAGGAGAGGUUUAUGUUUUUGGCAGAUAUGAUAUGAAAGAGAUUGGUAUCAAAAAAGACAAUCUUCCUGAGGAUGCUUACAAAGAUGCCAACGGAAACACUCGUGCAGUUCCUGUUCCAACAAAGUUGACCACCCUUCCUAAGAUAAAGGCAGUAACUGCUGGUUCUCAUCAUUCUCUUGCAAUCACAGAAUCAGGAGUGGUCUACUCGUGGGGGUUUGCUGAUACUUAUGCUGUUGGUUUAGGUCCCGUUGAUGAAGAUGUGGAAACACCAACCAGAAUUGAGAAUACAGCAACAAAGGAACAUGACAUCAAAAUCAUUGGUGCAGGUGGACAAUUCAGUGUCAGUGGUGGAGUCAAGUUGACAUCUGAAGAAGAAAUUGAGAAAAGACUUGACGAGAUUGAAAAAUUUGAAGACUCCCUUUAA
Komagataella phaffii GS115 is the source of this 1449-nucleotide messenger RNA. RefSeq names its product Nucleotide exchange factor for Gsp1p, localizes to the nucleus. Gene Ontology annotation, cellular component: cytoplasm. The transcript has a single exon. The coding region runs from base 1 to 1449 and encodes 482 amino acids. The record is from RefSeq and is a predicted model, not a curated record. Lineage: Eukaryota; Fungi; Ascomycota; Pichiomycetes; Pichiales; Pichiaceae. Gene Ontology annotation, molecular function: guanyl-nucleotide exchange factor activity.